This is a messenger RNA of Amoebophrya sp. A25, 7495 nucleotides long. The record is from the annotation of a GenBank genome assembly. NCBI's taxonomy places the organism in Eukaryota, Dinophyceae, Syndiniales, Amoebophryaceae.
GGAAAUAGUUCACUUUUUUUUUUGUGCUCGUCGUGACUGAGUGAAUUAUACAAAAGUAACACGACAAUGUGGACAAAUGUGUGUCUUUCCUUUUCGUCACAUAACCAUGCCCAUUUGGAGCGGCCGUGGUAAAAGUAUGCAACGACAUCAUUGCUUGUUGUAAAAAGACGAGGUGGAGAGAAUGCCAUUUUUUGCAUCAGGUAUUUCGAUCACCGCUGAUGCAGUGCCACUUUUUGCAUCUGGUAUUUAGAUCACCGCUGAUGCAGUAGUUGGGUUAGGCUAGGCGUGUGCGUUUUACUUGUUAGGUACAUGAUUCUACAAGAUCUGAAAGUCUUCCCACUUGUCCUCAUCGUGACGUCCCGUCUCUUUUUUUAAUUCUUCUAAGUGUACUAAGUAGGUACAACUGUGCUACUGAAAAUUAUACAUCAUCAAAUAACUCAAGAAACAUUCAUACAACGAAAACAGCCAACCGUGAGAUUUUUUUAUUCGCCUAUUGUUUUUGGUGUGCAGUAUGCGGAGGCAGUAUCUACGCGUUCGCGGGCCUAAGCGAGGCGCUAAAGGCAAGAUGCGAGAACUGGAGUCCUGCGCAGACGAAUCUGCUGUACACCUUUGGACAACUAGGGAACAGCGGACUGGGACUCCUCGUUGCGCUCAUAUUCAAAUACAGCGGUCGCGGACCACGGAAUUUUAAGGUCGUAUUGAAGUCGUGUUUCGUUGAAUCGGUUUGCUUACAGUAAGCAUAGAUGAAGAUCCAUUCUAAUCAUGAUAACCGAGUUACUGACUGAAAUGAAGAUCAUGAAGUCCCAAUCUAUAUUAAAAGGGAAGUUUCCCAGGGAUUAAUUAUACAUAGGACGGGCACCACUAGGAAGGCUGCCACCUCCAGGGAUUAAUUUUUAUACAUACAAUUGAUUUUCUUUCUUUUCGUGUUAGUUCCUAGUUAACAAGGCUCCACUGGUUAGAGGCUCCAUUGGAACUAAUGGCUUCGUAUCUCGUCGAGUACUUCCGCUAAGGUUCGCAUGCUCUACGCUGUGGCUAUGGUGCUCACUGGGACGUGCCUGCUGCUAACGGGAAUAAGGUGCGUCGGGCCAGGAGUCGUGGCAAUAAAUCUGAGCCAUCGAGGACGAGCAGGCCACUAUGUUGACAGUAGUCAAUAUGACAGGACUGGAGCAUUAGCUGCUGAACUAGCAAGUGGUGCAAGAAGCGGUGGAGACGGAGAUGAGGAGGAUCUGGGAGGUGUAGAAGAUGGAGGUCGUGCAUCAAGUUCAAGGGGUAAGGGAGGUACAGGUAAAAAGGAUACAGACAGAAGUAAAACUAACACAGGAGCUUCCUCAACAUGGCUAUGGACGUCAAGCGAAGAGACACAGGGUCGUGACGAAGGGAUAUCUCAAGAUAGCAAACAAGAUACCAAGACGACUUCAAGGAAACAGAUAGCUUCCUACCCAACACUCCUUGGAGACCUUGCGCAGGAAACAAAACUCAUUUUUGCGGCAGAAAAUAGCGAUGGAAAUAUAGCAUCAUCUUCGUCAGAGGAAGGAGAAGGAGAUGAAGAGGCCGUGUCUGUAGAUGAUAGCGUGUCAUUGGAUUUACGAUCUUUGGUGGAAACCAGUCAGUUUUUUGUGAUCUGCAGGAAAUAAAAGCGUAAUAUUUGGUCGUUCAUGUCUUUAAGCACAGCCUUCAUAUGACUUAUGCUUUAAUAUUCUUCAUUCACUCACAUCGUGAAGUCUACCUCUAACAUUCGAGCAUGAUUGAGAUUGAGUCAACAUGCCAGGCGUAUCCCAUCAUUUAGAUUUUUCUAAUUCCCGAGCACGAGUCUUGUCAGUGUCCGGAGACUUCUAUCCUUGCAGCAAUUGGUUACUUCAUGAUCCAGCAAGGUGGCUGCGCGAUCUAUCAGAGUGGGCUAUUUUACCUCCUGGGUCGCGCAAGCCCUAGCAGAGCGGCCAUUCUGUCAGGAUUGAUAACGAGUGGUAUUGUGAUUUAAGUCUCAGAGGCUGAUAGUAGUAGUAUCUCUUCUAUCUCUUUAAGUCUCAGAGACUGAUAGGAUUGAUAACGAGUGAUAUCGGAACUGGUUGUGAUUUAUGUAUUUAAGAAAGUCUCAGAGAUUGUGGUUUUGUUUGAUCAUUUCUACCGAACAAAUAGGAAUACUUGUCUCUGUCUUCUCUCAUCCUAAACUUGAGAAUUAUAUCCUCCCAGAUUACCACUCAUUUAAGGACAUCUAUAAUCAUCAAUCAAUUUAUCAUAGGUAACGGUCUUUCCGCUUUUGUGUGGUCCUUGUAUUUCAAUAUCGUGUGCGCGAGGGGAGCUAUUAUUAAGGAUUUCCGAACAAUGGCAUCCCUCGCUACCAUCCCUAGCGCUUUUCCCAGUAGAAAAGAAGCCAGGAAUGUUCUGAGGAAAGUAAUUCCGUAACCUCUAAUAUUAUUUUUUUCACUAGUAGUGGUGUCCUAUGGACAGUGACGGCAUUGCUAGGGUUAAGGCUGGAGAUGAUUUGUCUUUGAGUGCAUCCCCGACGCGUAUGGUUGAGCGUCUUUCCCUUGGUACUGGUACGCGUCAAGGAUACAACAACUGAAUAAAGAUGAAUCAUGAAGAGGUCGUCUAAUAGGGGCCUUUUGUGUGCUGAGCGGUGACGUGGAGCCUGGUCGUCAUAGCAAUCAACAGUUAGAGGACGCAGACGAUUCCAUACGCUUAGACGAUGAGGAUGCGAGGAUAGAAAUAAUCGAUCGGUCCGAACUUACAACUGGUGGAUCGGAUUAAGGCUACAACACGUGAGCAUGACUGUAUCUACAACCCAGUAAGUUGUGUCAGGGACGAUACAACACCUCGCUGUAUCCACCUGUACUUAGUAAGUUGUGUCGGGGACGAUACUAAUGACUGCACAGAAAUCUUUGAGCAGUAGUUAACAGUGCUGGAUACGAGUGACUGUACUAAGCAAUAUGAUGAUUGAAUGAAGCUCGUAGCAGAAGAAGACUCUACUGCAGUUGACGCUUGUUGUGUCAGGGCUACAAAUGACUAUGUAUCACAUAUGUAGCUAGUUGACACGGGGGUCACACCCCCGUCUCUGAUUUACUGAUAGCUAAGAUGUUGAACAAGGAUGUGACACCAAAGAGCUCAACACAAUGGAUACCAUUAUACAACCAGUAAGAGUCUCUCUCUCUCUUAUCCUAUUGUCUAAUCGUACAUCUUCAAGGGGGACAACUUAUAACUAUUAUUGUCUUAUAACUAUUAUUUUUUCGGUUUUUGUUUUUUCUAGUUAGAUAUGCUCCACCAACAUUAUUGUCUAAUACCAAGCGGAAGACGAAGAUACUCUGGGACAAAUCAAUACUGACGGCGAGAGGAAAGCAUUUUCCAUAGCUGAGGAUAACAUCGAAGGUACGCAUCUGCCUACUAUCAACGGCAAAGACGGUAGUAGGUCGAGCUUCCCCUUGCGCGAUGACCGAACAGAGCUCUUGUUGCCACCUUCGGAGUUGUCGCCACAACUAGGCACGAGUACGCCACGACAGCUAGGCACGAGUACAGACGACGAACUAGGAAUAUGGUCAGGCUUUAUAAUCUAUCUGGAUCUUGGUCCUUCAUCGCAGCGUCUCGUCUUCGGUAUCCUUUUGUUCCUAUAGAUACUAGAAUCAGGCAGCGAGAGUUGUCACGUGAUUCGCAAAUGAAUGAAUGAAUGACUUAGAUCCAUGCGUAGAAAAGGAGCGUAGGCUCAAAAAAUACGGCAAAAAGGGCUUGGAUGAGGGGACUGAGGUGAGUCGAUCAAGACUGAAGAGUCUAAGACUAGGGAAAACGCAGCGCUCUAGACCAGACACGACGGACCAGGAAGGAAGUAGUCCGGAAAUGCUGGAGCUACCUAGAACUACAGGGAGCAAGAUGCUCCCUAUGUUACCUCGAUCGACGAACUGGCGCAAUCGGCAACGAACAGCGCCGCCAGCAUAUUUGCGUAUGAAUGGUAGCUUCAAUAUUGAUUGGUCGUGCAACAUUUGGGGAAGUCUUGGCUUUUCUUUGAUGCACAAAUCACAACGAUGAGUUGACAUUGACUUGUGGUCGAAUUAUCAUCUCUUGCUCGUACUAUCUACUCUUAUUUAUUCUUGUUGUUCGUACUAUGAUCUACUCUUAUAUCUUGUUCGUACUACUUCUUCAUGCAGCCUAAGGGGGGAAACGACCGAACGACGCCUUUACUCAUAACACCUGUGCCGCCAUUGCCUUUAUGCAAGAAGAAAUGAUCACUCUUAGUCCUAAUGUUCCAACAUUUGUAAUUUUUGAACCUUGAACCUCAAAAUGCGAAGAAGCUGCCCGGAGGACUUUGGAUCGUCGCCUUUUUCACAACGAAGAACUAAAACAGCUGACCUCAUCUAAUCUGAGAGAGCUUACCACGAUCUCUGAGCGAUCCAAGUUCUAGACACGAGCAUCGGAAUCACGUACGACGACGGGCCGCUUCGAUGGAGUAUUUAGAUACUCUUUCUACUUACUUUGUAGAAGAAGAGCUUGAUUGGGCGGCUUCGAUGGAGUCUAGAGAUUUAUACGAAUGACUUUUGUUAGAAAAUCUUGAUUAGGCUUUCGACCUUAAUCAGUUGACUGAUGUGAUUGUCUAGUCACAAGAAAGGGCUUCAAUUCCCGGGUACCGACCUGCAUACCCUACCCUCCCUUCCUACCUUCCUGCCCCCCUUCCUCCCUUCCUCCCUACCUACAUUCCUCCCUACCUACAUUCCUCCCUACCUACAUUCCUUUCUUUUUUACUCCCUUCCUUCCUACCUCCCUACAUUCCUCCCUACUUACAUUCCUUUCUUUUUUAUUCCCUCCUUCCUACCUCCCGACUUACGUUCCUUUCUUUUUUACUUCCUUCCUCCCUUCCAGUUCCUACAACCCCAACGCGAGUGCGUGGGCGCCGUCGUGGAGGACGUCGAUGGAGCUGGUGGUGGAGCUGUCGCUGGAACCAAAUCUCCUAGUUCGGAAACGAGAAGUCGUACCAAAUUUAUGGUUUCCGUCAUUUUCCGUGAUUUUUGUGGUUGCAUCAUUAGAUUCUGCGUGAUGACUGAAGAGGGUAGUUUAGAGUCUUCUAACAGAGUUCGAAUGCAGUACAAAGCAGAUGCUUUCCAGUGUCUGCUUUUGGCUCGUGGCAGCGCAAUUUGCGUUGUUACAAGGUGUAGGUAGCGGCUUUUACCUCGCCAACGCAGACACGCUAUACGCAGCUUAUUCGUGGUUAAGGGCAUAACACGUCAGGGAAAUCUUGGGCAAUCUGCCGUAAAGAUUCGCAUCGUCAAUGGUAUAACAUGGGAGCGCCUGUUAUCUCUCCGUCGAUGAUGAGCCGACUCCUACCCUAUCCUAUCCUAUUCUAGCAAGAAUGCAGUCAGUGAAGAAAUAUCGUAAAAGAAAGAUGACAAAGUAUUUUACUCAAAUCAGUGUAAGUAUGUUGUACUCAAAUCAGUAGGCUGUUUUUUACCAGUUCCUUCUAACGAAAGGUGGUAAAGGUGGUACGCUUGCCUCCCUGUUGCAGGUCCAAUCACUAGUGAAUGCUGGCGCGCGGAUUGGAUUCGGGUUUUUGAUGGACUCCUUGAGACGUGUGUCUUUCCUGCAAGUCGAAUUCGCGAGACAUCUUCUCUUCACGGCAUUGUGUACGCUUUUGUCGCUGAUCUUUGUUUAAGGGUCGUUACUAUAUUGCAUUCUUUGAGAUGAUUUACACUGAAUUAAGAGUAGCCAUUUCGUGCGUUAAGAGUAGGUCUGUCAUCAUCCCCAUAUUUUUCCAUCGGGCGUGAAACCUACGUUUUCUAGACCUCGUAGGAAAGGAGUCUUCUAACUUGUACCGCACACUCCGCUGGCUGCUUUCGUUUUUCUUGGUAUCGGUUUUGGCGGAGAUUGGGCAAUUAUGCCUGCGAUCCUCAGCAGCUGGUAUGGACGCGGUAACGUAGCGGUUGGCUUCAAUGUGGCCUGUUUUUAAGAGCUAGCUAACAAGGGAUCUGCAUCUCCUUAUAGCAAAUUGGCUGCAAGGAAGUACUUAGUUGAUGGUCCAAAUAUUUCAUCUAGUUCAUCAUCUGUCUCCUGCGUGAAGCAUACUGGAGUCAUGAUGAUUCAGAUUCUCUAUGGUCCAUGAUCUGAAAAAUAGAUUCUCGGCUGAUGAGGGAAGCCUCAACUUGUUUAUAGUGUUCAUGUGCAGUCUUUGUCAGAAUAAGAUUCUUCAUCUUUGAGAUUACGCUGAGUUUCUUGAUAUUCUAAGGUCUACGCAUAUGCUUAUUUAAAUAGUGUUCAUGUCUCAUCAAGAUGCCGUUCGGUCAUUUUUUGACACGUAGUGGUCUCCGUCAACAUUCUCGUUCUUCCAUUUCAAAACUUUGAUCUUCUAACAUCUAGUGUUCGUGGUGUUGGGCAACGGCUUGGCUUUCCUGUUCGUAGCAGUAGAGAAGCCAGCGGAGGAGUCUGAGGAUCCGAAUGCGCUUAGGUUUCGUCUAACCGCAGCAGCCGAAUGGAUGCGCAAGGGUUCCGUGUUACUAUGUGUGUUGAGCCUCUUCUUCGGAGCUUGGUUGACCUACCUACGGCCCUGUCGAACUGGUGCUGAUGGCCGACUCUCAGUCGUGGAUCGAUGACGAACUUCUCCUGCUUCUACCUUGAUCCACACGACCAGCUGCUACAACCGCUCGCUCGUCCCUAUUCGUAGCAGCCUCUACGGUUAGGGACUGUGGAUGUUGUUUCCAAGUAGAAGAUUGUCCUCUUCAUUUUGGAAAAAAAAAUUCUUUCAUCAGCGAAUCCCGUGUCUGCCGACUCUCAAUUCUCGCCGGUGCGAAUGAUCGAAGUCCAGUUGCUGGCGGCGCGAGAUCCUAGGUGGUCGUGGUGGAUAUGAGCUUCAACACCUAGAUGUGCAUCGGACUAGAAGAUAGAGAUGAUACAACUAGUAUCUACCACCUAUAAUUGUGAUCGAGGACUUCAUUCUCGUUCUUGUAGUUGUACCCAAUUAUAAAUAUUCUUUAUGUCUCCAACAUAACAGGUAGGUCUAACGGUAUUUUUCCCUCCAUAUCAUCUGAAUGAGCAGGACAAGUGUAUGAAGAGUUGGCUCAAAACUGUCACGUUUCAACUCUUUCAACGAAAGACCUUUUAUCACGAAAUGACUACAAUAGGAGCACACCCAUGACAGAAACUAACGUUCGUUUUCUUCAUCGUUUAUUUCACUUCUCCGUCUUUUCGCUUUCAGUAAAUUUUUUCGCUUUCUGCAACAGCUUUUUGCUUUCACCACGAAGCACUAAGUACUUCUUCGCUUUCGAGUACUUCGCUUUCAGGGAUUCCAGUUGAACAAUGAACCUUUGACAUUGCUUUCAGGCAAAGAAUUCUCGUUCACUCGUCUUCACACCGUAGGGACAAUCUUCAUCUGGACCACGUCAGGCACGAGUGCACCAUCUGGGACAACUAGGACGCCUCUCUAUACCCUACAAGUUCAACUGGUGAUCGCAGAUCUUCUUGUCAUCGCAGAAGAUGUCAUGUCAGAAGAUGUUGUGGGCAGAGGUUCUGGUCGCACACAUCAUAA